AUUUUAUUGAAUAUGGCCCAGUUGGUAGCUAAUUAAGCGUACUCCGAGUCCUCUUCAGUCUUAACUCACCCACUUCUCCAACUCUCCAAUUUUUCCCUAUUUAACUCUCUCAACAUCGACUCACUUUCCAACUCGCUCCAAUAUUUCUCUACCCCAAAAAAGAACAAAAAGGAAAAAGAACAAAAAAAUGGAUUUGGUUGACAUUUUACUACUCUUGGCGUCGGCCGUCUUCCUCCGCCUCUGGUGGCGCCACUUGUCAUCCACCAAAGGCCGCGGCCCAAAAAACCUCCCGUCGGGCCCACCGGGCUGGCCACUAGUCGGCAACCUCUUCCAAGUUAUCCUCCAACGGCGGCCCUUCAUCUUCGUGGUCCGCGACCUCCGCAAAAAAUACGGGCCCAUCUUCACUAUGCAGAUGGGCCAACGAACCCUAGUGAUCGUGACAAGCUCGGACCUAAUCCACGAGGCCCUCGUGCAAAAGGGCCCAAUCCUCGCGAGCCGGCCCGCUGACUCGCCCAUCCGACUCAUCUUCAGCGUGGGCAAGUGCGCCAUCAACUCGGCCGAAUACGGGCCGCUCUGGCGGGCCCUGCGCCGCAACUUCGUGACGGAGCUGAUCAACCCGGCCCGUAUCCGGCAGUGCGGGUGGAUCAGGAAUUGGGCCAUGGAGAAUCACAUGAAAAGGCUCGAGGACGAGGCCAGGCGGGCCGGGUUCGUGGAGGUUAUGGCCCACUGCAGGCUCACCAUUUGCAGCAUCCUUAUUUGCUUGUGCUUCGGGGUGAAGGUUUCGGAGGAGAGGAUUAAGGUAAUCGAGGCCGUGCUCAAGGACGUCAUGCUGAUGACGGCACCGCAGCUGCCGGAUUUCCUCCCAGUGCUCACGCCGCUUUUUCGCCGCCAGGUCAAGAAAGCCAAGGAGCUGAGGAAAAAACAGCUGGACUGCCUGAUCCCAUUAAUCAGAAACAGGAAGGCCUUUGUCGAGAACCCGGACGGGCCCACGGCAGCCGAGAUGGCGAGCCCAUUAGGUGCGGCCUACGUGGACUCUCUCUUCGGGCUGGAGCCUCCGGGCCGGGCCGGGCUGACUGAGGAGGAGAUAGUGACGUUGUGCUCGGAGGCCAUCAACGCCGGCACGGACACAAGCGCCACCACCCUCGAGUGGGCCCUACUCCACCUGGUCCAAGACCAGGAGAUCCAGGAGACGCUAUAUAAGGAGAUCGUGGGCCAAGUGGGGCCCAACGGGCCCCUCACCGAGAGCGACGUGGAGAAUAUGCCGUAUCUCGGGGCCAUUAUCAAGGAGACGUUCAGGCGGCACCCGCCUAGCCAUUUUCUGCUAUCGCAUUCUGCCACGAAAGAAAUCGAGCUAGGAGGGUACACGAUCCCGGCCGACGCGUACGUGGAGUUCUACACGGCGCACCUCACGGAGGACCCGGACAUGUGGCAGAACCCUAACGAAUUCCGGCCAGAAAGGUUCUUAACAGGGGACGGAGUGGAUGUCGACAUAACGGGCACCAAAGGGGUGAAGAUGUUGCCGUUUGGGGCGGGUCGGAGGAUUUGCCCCGCGUGGAGCCUCGGAGUCCUCCACUCGAGCCUUCUGCUCGGGCGGAUGGUUCAGGCCUUCAAGUGGGUCCCCAUACCCGACAACCCGCCCGACCCAACCGAGACUUUUGCAUUUACGGUGAUCAUGAAGGACCCGCUCAAGGCAAUAAUUUUGCCCCGGGCACAUGAAGGGUUUUGAUUUAUUGAAUAUUACUACAAAUGCCUUUUAUUUUUGUUAUUAUGAUUAUUGUUUUUGAGGAAAGAAAUUUGAGAAAUAUUGUUGGUACUUUUUUAUGAGGGUGAUUGUUGGAGGUCCUAAUGGAGUAAUUAAUAUUUAAUGGGUAUGGAUUUGGGUGUCUGGUUUUAUUUGUUGUGUGUGUCAGUGUGUGUGUGUAAGAGUUGGUAGAAGCUUUUAAUAUAUGAAAUUGUUUUUGAAUUUUGUGUAUUGGCAUUCAAUGUGAGAAGGAAAUGCAUGGUGAGUGAGAGG
Messenger RNA from Striga asiatica, 2014 nucleotides. The record is from the annotation of a GenBank genome assembly. NCBI's taxonomy places the organism in Eukaryota, Viridiplantae, Streptophyta, Magnoliopsida, Lamiales, Orobanchaceae.